This is a messenger RNA of Pungitius pungitius (ninespine stickleback), 2342 nucleotides long. RefSeq lists its product as uncharacterized. The transcript is spliced from 3 exons. The record is from RefSeq and is a predicted model, not a curated record. Lineage: Eukaryota; Metazoa; Chordata; Actinopteri; Perciformes; Gasterosteidae. The coding region runs from base 275 to 1201 and encodes 308 amino acids.
AAGUCAUGGAAGUAGACAAUGAACUAUAAAGCAAGAAAUGGAAGUUACCAGAGAGCUUUAGUGUGUGUGUGGAUUAAUGUAUUUGUUGCAGUAAUAACAGUAUUUUCGCAUGUAAAAUAAAUACCAGCUGACGUGAGUUCGCGCGGUUCUUUUCUCUUCAAUCUGCGAGGAAUCAGCUUCUACAGUUGCGCCUCGAGUCUCUUUGAAAAAAAACCCCGUGUGUCGGCGGUGAAUCGUCAACUAUGUCACGUUGAAACCACCUGAGAGUGUUGAGAUGGAUUUACCAGUGGAGGCAACGGUGCGCUUGGACCUUUUCCCCAACGAGGCAGAGGUGCGAGACAUCCUCCGGUCGCAUGGCUUUGCGUUGACGGACGUGAGCGGCGAUCAGGUGCGUGUGAAGGGCUCCUUUUGGAGCCUUAAGGCCGCGAAGGCCUCCUUGGAGCCGCUCCUCCGCAUGCAAACCAUCUCUCCGAAUCCGGAGGCUUCCUCUGGAGCCAUUUCCAAACGCUCCGCCGACAAGAGCUCAGUGUCCCGUGGGGCCCGCGGCCGAGUCCAGCCUCCGCCUGCCGAGCCGUCCUCUCCGGGCGCCACCGCGUCUUCACCCGUCAAACGUCCAUCCCCUCCAGAUAACAGCGCUUCCUUUUCUCCACCACCGGACCGGCGCAGCUCCUUCGGGCCCAGGAGAGAGUGCGUUGUAGUCGACAUGGAUGUGUUCAGGUACGCCGACCGGCUCCGUAAAAAGAACAUUGAAGAAAUUCUGUUCAGCCAUAACGUGGAAAUGGAAGCGCAGGAAGUCGGCGAAAGCUGCGUCAUUACUUUACUGGGGAAGGGCGCAAGAGAAGCUUCGGGUAAACUGCAGAGCCUCAUGAAUGAUCUCAGCAUAUCGCUGCGCACACAGGACGUUCCUCUGGAGGACAUGGAUCGGGAAGGUCACGCUCUUUCCACCAGGAUUCAGAAAAGGAGAGACGUUUACCAGUCGGUGGUCGUGUGGCCGCUGAACGACAAGCUCCACCUGAUCGGACCGUCCGCCCAGAGCUACCAGUUGAAGCAGAGGCUGCUGGGUGGGCCGGUCGGAAGUACGGGCAGGACGCCGGAGAUGAACUCCAAGAGCAGGAGCAGCUCUCUGCCGGCCCAACGCAAGAACACGGGGGGGGGGGGUGGCGGCGCCAUGGCGAGGUACCAGGAUGUAAAGAAGAAGUGAGGAUCCCUGAGAAAAUGGAAGGUGAUCAGUGAAGUGCUCUUCAUAAAGGGAGAGACAACACGUUCUUCUUUGCUCUACUUUGACGUUUUUAGCAGCAUAUUUCCUUCUUGUUAUGAAUUGAAUUACCUGUUAUUUGUCUAUCGGGGGUGAGUAUGCGGUCACUUGGUGAUUCAUUGACGGAUUUAGGACAUCUGAGGACGUUGCAGUUUGUUGCUUUCUUGCCAAGAGUUAGAAGAAGAAGAAAACUGACACCACUUAAGCUAUGUAGCCUUAGCAACUGGUUAGCUUAGCUUAGCACAAGUGGGGGCUAACAGCCGGGCUAGUGCAGUCCAAACGUCGCCCACCAGUACCAUCUAGAGCUUAAACCAGUUAUGUCCUGGGACCACAGCCAGCUGUUUCCAGCGGUAGCCUGUUUUUAUUUGUACACAAAUACAACAGUACCACGCAUUUGUAAUAAACCAAAAUAGGCAAAAGAGGUUUUUCAGCGUCGACUUCUUUCUAAAGACUCCUUCUAAAUGCUUGUUGUUGAAGUGCAACGUUGGAAUGGUUCUGUCGGAUUAAUGUUGCUGGGUGUGGGUAUAAUUAUUAUGGGUUCAGACCUCAACCUUACACCAUCAGGCUCAGAAUAUGUCACGGAUUAGAUGACUUAUGUCUCAACAAGAUUUGGAAAAACUUGUCCAUGCAUUUUUCUUCAGCAGACUCGACUACUGUAGCAGUGUGUUUACUUCUCUCUGUGUAAAAGGUCAAUCAGAAAGCUGCAGCUGAUCCACAAGGCUGCACCUCGAGUCCUCACUAGGACAAGGUGGAUCACAUGACUCCAGUUUUCAGUUCUUUACACUGGCUUCCUGUCAAACAAGGAAUUGACUUCAAAUCCUGCUGUUGGUUCAUAAAUCACUGAAUGGUUCGGGGCCAAUUGCUCUGAUCUGCUGAUACCUUUUGAACCGCCAUGAGACCUCAGGUUGUCUGGGACGGGUCUACCUUCUGUUCCCAGAGUUAAAACUAAACAUGGGGAAGCAGCGUUCAGUUGUUCUGCUCCACAUAUCUAGAACAAAGUCCCGGCCUUCUUGAUCAGUUUGUUAAGUCUCUCUUGCCGAGAUGCUGCAGCAGAACCUACUUCCGUAAAAGAUGGCUGAUGCGACCA